AUGGCCUCCUCUCCUAGUGGUGAUGUCGCAUCGCCCGCUUUCAAUGGGCCCAUGCCACUCCAUGAUGUGGUUCCUGUGCUUAUUAUAGGCGCCGGACCGAUCGGUCUAUUGUCAGCUGUUCUUCUGAACAAAUUAGGAGUCAAGUCGCUCAUAGUUGAAAAAUACCCUCAGCGACUCACAGCGCCGAAAGCACACGCUCUUGGCCCUCGAGCUCUAGAGAUCUUGAGACAGGCUGGAGUUGACAUCCCGAGCCUGAGGCAGCGAGGUACAAAGAGAUCGGAGGGACGCACGGUGAGCGUUGUGACCAGCCUGGCAGGGCAGGAGCUACGACAGUAUCCCUACGAGAGGAGCGACGCGGGUGCUUUGGACGUGACACCGGAGUUACUGCACAACGUAGCGCAGCCGAUGACUGAGCAACACUUACUUGAGCACCUGGGAGGCCAGGUCGAGAUCAGGAAGGGCCAUGAGCUGGUGAGCUGCGUCCAAAGCCCGGCCGUUGUGGACGUGACGAUUCAAGAACGUGCAACCAGCAAACAGUACAUUGUGAGGGCAAAUCAUGUGGUUGCAUGUGAUGGUGCGCGAAGCAAGAUGCGGCAGCUGCUAGGCAUUGAGUGUGAUGAACAGAGCACACCACAAAUGCUCAUGACCAUCGAGAUCAGCGCUGAUCUCACAGACCUCGUCAAGCAUAGACGCAGGAUAUUGUACAACAUCCUGGACCCUGAAGCACACGGGGUGCUGAUCGGGUACGAUUUAUCAAAGAAGCAGGUUCUCAUCCACGGUUUUGAUGUCAACACACAUCCCAUCAGCACGUGGGACGAAGAGCAAUGUCGUAAGCUCGUCGAGAUCGCAAUCGGACAAAAGGUACCGUUCACGAUCGACAGUUUCCGACCCUGGGCUCUGCAAAGCAGAAUCGCAUACACAUACAGCAAGGGGAACUGCUUUUUGGUGGGUGAUGCUGCACAUUCCUUCCCCCUAGCGCUGGCAUCGGGCUAA
This is a messenger RNA of Cyphellophora attinorum, 993 nucleotides long. Its product is annotated as putative polyketide hydroxylase. Gene Ontology annotation, molecular function: FAD binding. The record is from RefSeq and is a predicted model, not a curated record. Bases 1 to 993 code for a protein of 330 amino acids. Lineage: Eukaryota; Fungi; Ascomycota; Eurotiomycetes; Chaetothyriales; Cyphellophoraceae. The transcript has 2 exons.